Schizophyllum commune H4-8 is the source of this 1715-nucleotide messenger RNA. RefSeq lists its product as uncharacterized. Lineage: Eukaryota; Fungi; Basidiomycota; Agaricomycetes; Agaricales; Schizophyllaceae. The transcript has 10 exons. Bases 307 to 1629 code for a protein of 440 amino acids. The record is from RefSeq and is a predicted model, not a curated record.
GUUUGACAUGGUCUCCGAGGUAGACCCAUGGAUGGUCUUCAUUGGGACUGAAGGGCCACGGUUCCUCGUCUCGCGGCUGUGCUUGAGGCAAGGGAGAGCUUCCUCGCUCGUCCUCCAUCAAGCCCUCGAUGGCUUCCUGUUCGGUGUCAAUAAGAAGCGUCUCGCAGACACAACCAGACUUACUCGGAGAUUGCACGCAGGGCACUCUCGCCGGCGGCCCGUCUUUUUGACGCUACGACGGAGUCCAUACCGAGCAAAGCAGUGGCACUCAGUUGCGAGGAAAGGUUUGACACGACGCCACACUUCAUGGAGCAGCACCCCAAUCAUCAAGCCCACCUCGCGGCUCCGCGUGUCAGCAUGGAUGCUCGUCUACAAGCAAGCUCCUUGCCGCGCCAGAGCGGUAUAGGUGCUCUUCCAGCCCCUUCGUCCACGACACCGCUCACCUCAACUGAUGACCGGGGCAUUGACGAUGGCUCGGUCUCCCGCGCAGACGACCACGCGACAUUUUUAGGUGCUACGCCUUCUGGCAAUGUGGCAGGCAGGACCUCGGCACGCGCACGCUAUGAGCAUUCGCCCAUGCCCCUCUCCGAUCAUGACCUCCAGCGCUUGAUGGCACGCCAGGCAUCACAAACGCGCGGCCUUACGAACGAGGACCUCCUGUCGGAGAUGCUCGCGUCGUACGAUCAACCCCAAGGCCUUUCGUUCUACCCAAGCAACGCUGCUGGUGAUGCCGCGGCGUUUCCAAGUCGACCCAGCGAGGCUCCUUACUCAGCCCAAGCCGCCAUCCUUGCCGCGUCAAAGGCUGGCCUUGACGAGGACGCUCUGCAAACAGCCACGGAGUACAUGCAAAACAACGCGCAUACGAAGCUCGACAUUCUCAUGAUCCAUAUCUUAUCCCUCGAACAGAACAUCCAGAAGCUCGAGCAAGACUUCGACGCGUCAAAAGACUACACCACGAAAACUUACAACCUCGUCAAGGCAAGCUUCACCAUGCGGCCGGAGCAGAAGGCUGCCUUGCGCAAGCUCCUUCGCCACAUGCUCGCUCAACCGCUCGUGCUGGGCUACAACAAGAAGAACAUCGUCGAGAACUGCAUGGAAUAUAUCACUCAGAAGCGGUCAAAGUUCGGCUUUGAGAAGUUUGCCACCGACGAGACCAUCAAGGGCGCGACAGAGGCGUAUCUCAACGACUGGACCUCCACCGACAAAAGCGAAUUUCGCAAAUACUUCUUUCGCCUAUGCGACAUGAAGCUCGACCUCAACGAGCUUGUCACGACGCUGAUGAAAGAGGUGCACCUGACGCCAAGGCCAGCGGCCUACGACAAGAAGGUCUACGCUUUCAUUGCUCUCUAUCGGCACACUGCAGCCACGGUCAUCGCAAGCAUGCAGCCAGGCCAACGCGACACUGGAUUCUGGCGAGAUUUGAACGCAGCAGUCGCCGACCUCGUGAAGAAACACAAGACGACGAACCUGGCGAGCGACUCCUGGCGACGCUGGAUCGACGAGAUCAUUGCGAAAGAUAGGCAGGCAUACGAUAUCGGCUCGCUUGCGAUGACGGCCGAGGAGGAGGAUGAGAUCGUAGAGGACGAGGUGGACGAAGAGCCCGAAUGCCCCGGAGUCAUGGCCUCGUAAUGCAUUAUCUACCUAAGGAGUAGUUACUAUAAAUCAAUUCGCUCUCUCGCUACUCUCUGCCAGUAUUUUUGUUCGAGAUGAGCUCU